UGUUUUUUUGGUCACAGGGCCAUUGGGCUUUCAAAGGGACGAGCGAGAGAGAGUUGUCAAGGAAGAAAACGAUGGGCAUGGCCUUGCUCUGUUCCUCCUCGCCUGUUUCUCCAUUUCUUUCCAAACAGCGCAUCAGCUACUACCACAAAACACCAGAGAAUUUAACACUUCGGCCCCUAAUUUCGAGGGAUUUUGGCGAAGCCUAUGCUGGUGAAUGUAAAUCUUCGAAUGUGAGUCGUUUACAGUGUUCUUACGCUUCCUUGCCCUCUGCAAUGUCUCCGACUGAGGCGUCCAAGGGGGUAUGGAUUUGGAGUGAGUGUCAGCAGGUUAUGACGGCUGCGGUUGAGAGGGGAUGGAGCACCUUCAUCUUCUCGCCUCAUAAUACGGAGCUUGCUGAUGAAUGGUCUUCAAUUGCACUAAUACAUCCUCUUUUUAUCAAAGAGAAUGGAGUUUUUGAUGGAGAGGGUAGACUAAUUGCCUCAGUCGUUGAGGUCUCUAACCCCCAGCAGUUGGAGCAGCUUCAACCAGCAAAUGCAUCUGCAGACAUUGUUGUUGUUGAUUUACAAGACUGGCAGAUAAUACCUGCAGAGAAUAUUGUUGCAGCGUUUCAGGGGAGUCAGAAAACAGUGUUUGCCAUCUCGAAAACUCCUAUUGAAGCUCAAAUCUUCCUUGAGGCGCUUGAACAUGGUCUGGGCGGAGUUAUUUUGAAAGUUGAAGAUCCUGAAGCUGUUUUUCAGCUAAAGGACUAUUUUGACAGAAGAAAUGAAGCUAGUAAUCUUCUGAGCUUGACUAAGGCUACUAUUACUCAAAUUCAUGUUGCUGGAAUGGGAGAUCGAGUUUGUGUCGAUCUCUGUAGUCUCAUGAGACCCGGCGAAGGGCUUCUUGUCGGGUCCUAUGCCAGAGGACUGUUCCUUGUUCACUCGGAAUGCUUAGAAUCAAAUUACAUUGCUAGCCGGCCUUUUCGUGUCAAUGCUGGACCUGUCCAUGCCUAUGUAGCUGUCCCGGGAGGGAAAACUAGCUACCUUUCCGAGUUACAUGCAGGCAAAGAGGUAAUUGUAGUUGAUCAAGAAGGCAGACAACGAACCGCUAUUGUUGGACGUGUAAAGAUCGAGACCAGGCAGCUGAUCCUUGUCCAGGCAAAGAGAGAUUCAGAUGAGCAAACUCCUUACAGCAUCCUUCUGCAGAAUGCGGAAACAGUUGCCUUAGUCUGCCCUGGUCGAGGAAAUGAGAAGAAAUCGAUCCCUGUUACCUCACUUAAAGUUGGUGAUGAAGUGUUCUUGAGAUUGCAAGGAGAAGCAAGACAUACAGGAAUUGAAAUCCAAGAGUUUAUCGUGGAGAAAUGAUGAUUGAUCACCUUUUACCAUUUGAAUAUGUUGUAUAUUUUAUCUUUUGAAAACACCGACUUUUGAUUUUUGGUUUUGAAAUUCCUAAAAUAGGUAAAAUCAAUUUUAUGUUAAAAGUGAUAAUAGCUUAACUUGCA
Benincasa hispida (wax gourd) is the source of this 1480-nucleotide messenger RNA. RefSeq names its product 3-dehydroquinate synthase. Gene Ontology annotation, molecular function: oxidoreductase activity; 3-dehydroquinate synthase activity. Lineage: Eukaryota; Viridiplantae; Streptophyta; Magnoliopsida; Cucurbitales; Cucurbitaceae. Gene Ontology annotation, biological process: aromatic amino acid biosynthetic process. The record is from RefSeq and is a predicted model, not a curated record.